Scleropages formosus (Asian bonytongue) is the source of this 1849-nucleotide messenger RNA. RefSeq names its product MFSD2 lysolipid transporter B, sphingolipid (gene mfsd2b). Gene Ontology annotation, molecular function: symporter activity; sphingolipid intramembrane carrier activity. Gene Ontology annotation, biological process: carbohydrate transport; lipid transport. NCBI's taxonomy places the organism in Eukaryota, Metazoa, Chordata, Actinopteri, Osteoglossiformes, Osteoglossidae. The transcript is spliced from 16 exons. Gene Ontology annotation, cellular component: plasma membrane. Bases 125 to 1756 code for a protein of 543 amino acids. The record is from RefSeq and is a predicted model, not a curated record.
GGCUGCUGAGGCUGGACUUUGCGCAGCGAUCGGAUCGGCGCUGACAGUCAGUCGCUGUGCGGCGCGCUGAGCCACCCUGCGGCACUUUCAUGGGCACCCGGAGUACACCCAGAGCAUCAUGUGAAUGACAGCGGCUGCAGCACGAACGUCGCUCUCACUCCUCGCAGCGAUGGCCAAGGGGCAGAAGGCAGCGGAGCGCUCGUCGGACAAGCUGAUGAUGAAAGGGUCCGAGCCUCAGCAGGAGGCUCACCCAGAUCAGAAACUUUCUGUGUGUAGCAAGCUAUGUUUCGCCAUCGGAGGAAUCCCGAACCAGAUAGCAGGUAGCGCCACGGCGUUCUUCUUGCAGAUCUACCUGCUCGACGUGGCCCAGAUCAACCCUUUCCAGGCCUCUAUGGUGCUGUUUGUUGGAAAAGCUUGGGGAGCUCUUACUGAUCCUGUUGUUGGAUUCUUCAUCAGCAAAAGCAAAUGGACAAAAAUUGGACGGCUUAUGCCUUGGAUGGUGGGCUGCACUCCCUUUCUGACGGUCUCCUACUUCUACCUCUGGUACGUGCCCCCCUUCACCAGCGGCAGAUUCAUCUGGUACCUCGGCUUCUACUGUCUCUACCAGACUCUUAUUACGUGUUUUCAUGUGCCUUACUCUGCUCUCACCAUGUUCCUGAGCACCAAUCAGAAGGAGAGAGACUCGGCCACUGCCUACAGGAUGACUAUGGAGGUCCUUGGGACUCUUGUCGGAGCGGCCAUCCAGGGUCAGAUCGUGGCCAGCGCCCACACGCUGAAGCACUGUCUGAACCACAGUGUUUCCGCGGACCAUCCGAUGAACACAAGUGUGGUGGAGAUGGGGGAUCAAAUAAUAAAGAGUCCAGCAUCGUCUGUGGACUUCCUGUCACACAUGAAAGAUUUGUACAUGAUCGCCGCUGGGGUGAUCGGGGGCACCUUCCUUCUCUGCACGGUCGUCAUGUUCCUGGGGGUUAAGGAGAGAGAUGAUCCUUAUGCACCGGAAACAGAGAAGUCCAUUCCCUUCCAGAAAGGAUUUGUGCUUGUGAUGAGGCACGGACCAUACAUAAUACUGACGGCAUCGUUCCUCUUCAUAUCCGUGGCUAUUCAGCUCGUGCAGAGCAAUUUUGUGCUGUUUUGCACAUAUGCUGUGGAUUUGCGAGAUCACUUCCAGAACAUUGUGCUGACAAUCCUGCUGUCUGCAGUUGUCAGCAUCCCGCUGUGGCAGUGGUUCCUCGAGAGGUUUGGCAAGAAGACAGCAGCCUUCUGUGGCAUCACGUGGAUCAUUCCCUUCAUCAUCAUGCUGGUUCUCAUCCCCAACCUGACCGUGGCCUACAUUGUGGCUGUCUCCUCCGGCCUGAGUGUGGCUGCAUCCCUGCUGUUGCCAUGGUCAAUGCUGCCAGAUGUGGUGGAUGACUUUAGACUGGCCAACCCCUUUUCAAAGGGACAUGAGGCCAUUUUUUACUCCCUCUACGUCUUCUUCACGAAGUUUGCUGCAGGGAUCUCCCUUGGGGUCUCCACACUGUGUCUCCAGUUUGCGGGGUACUCACCCCGGGCUUGCCAACAGCACCCCCCAGUGGUGCACACCCUCAAGCUACUGAUCGGAGUGGCGCCUGUGGCCUUCAUCGCAACUGGAGUGGUGAUUCUGCUCAUGUACCCCAUCACUGAGGAAGUGCGGAUCAAGAACAAAUUCUCUCUGGACCAACUCAGAAAACAGAACCUCAAUUCAAGAAGUCAUGCAGAAGAACUGAAUAAUGUAUAGACUCCUCACCACAAACAGCAGAGGACCCCUUCAAACUGGGACACUUCAUAUUCCAGUCCUCAGCCGUCAGGGCUCAGGCAGCCCGGACUCCCC